This is a messenger RNA of Saprolegnia parasitica CBS 223.65, 285 nucleotides long. RefSeq lists its product as hypothetical. The transcript has a single exon. The record is from RefSeq and is a predicted model, not a curated record. The annotation marks the transcript as partial. Lineage: Eukaryota; Oomycota; Saprolegniomycetes; Saprolegniales; Saprolegniaceae.
AUGGCCAAGAGCAAGAAGACGACCAAGAGCAAGGCCGUAAAGCGCAAGGCGCCGCCGCCACCGCCCGUCGCGGUGCACUAUGACGACGACAGCAUCAACACGCUCUUCGAGGCCAUGAGCGUCGUCGCCGUCCGCUGCGACGACGACGAGCGCUUCUACGUGGCCGAGCUCCUCGACGACACGACCGAGGAGAUGCUCGACGACGACAGCGCGACCGUCAACGUCCUCUACUACAACAAGCAGCCUGACGGCUCGUACGUCGUCGGUGCCUACGACGUGGCGCCG